Mobula hypostoma (lesser devil ray) is the source of this 2670-nucleotide messenger RNA. Its product is annotated as adenylate kinase isoenzyme 5-like. The transcript is spliced from 15 exons. Gene Ontology annotation, cellular component: cytoplasm. The coding region runs from base 195 to 1847 and encodes 550 amino acids. Gene Ontology annotation, biological process: nucleobase-containing compound metabolic process. Gene Ontology annotation, molecular function: nucleoside diphosphate kinase activity; ATP binding. The record is from RefSeq and is a predicted model, not a curated record. NCBI's taxonomy places the organism in Eukaryota, Metazoa, Chordata, Chondrichthyes, Myliobatiformes, Myliobatidae.
GAGAGAGAGAGGGAGAGAGAGAGAGCGAGAGAGAGAGGAGAGAGAGAGGGAGAGAGAGAGAGCGAGAGAGAGAGAGGAGAGAGAGAGGAGAGAGAGAGAGAGCGAGAGGAGAGAGGGAGAGACCACAAGCAGCAACCUCAGCACCAGGAAAUUCUAGAGCUUUGGAAGCAGCAUCCGGCUGCAAUUCUGUCACGAUGAGCGGCAGUGAAGCUAAAGACUACAUUUCUAAAAGGGAAAUACCUCUCCUGUUCGAGAGUAUGCUGACAGGCCUGAUGUACCAUCGUCCUGAGGAACCCAUUGAGUACCUGGAGAGCUGCCUGAAGAAAGUCAGGGAGAUGGGUGGACUGGAGAGAGUGCGAUGGGAUACCUUCAUCGUUCAGGAGAAGAGGGCACUGCCACCUGUCGGCGGGAGCCAGGGGAGAAGAGCCAUCUAUCGGAGCGUCCUCUCAGAGAGCCACAGUCUAGCUCAUGACCGCUACGACCGUCUGCCCCCCAUCCACCAGUUCUCCAUCGAGAGCGACACAGACCUGUCGGAGACGGACGAGCUGAUCGAGGAGUACGUGGUGUUCGACCCCUCGAAACCCAGGCCAAGGGUCAUCCUGGUCAUCGGAGGGCCAGCGAGUGGCAAGGGGACCCAGAGCAUGAAGAUCGCAGAGCGCUACAGAUUCAUCCACAUCUCGGUGGGAGAGCUCCUGCGUGAAAAGAUGCUGCACAACGCAAGCACCAACAGGAAGUGGGGCCUGAUAGCAAAGAUCAUCACCAAUGGGGAGCUGGCACCACAGGAGACGACGAUCAGUGAGAUUAAACAGCAGCUGAUGCAGCACCCAGACGCUCAGGGAUUUGUGAUUGAUGGCUUUCCCCGAGAGAUCUCUCAAGCGAUCUGCUUCGACGAUCAGAUCUGUGUGCCAGACCUGGUGAUCUAUCUUGCCUGCGCCAACUUGCGACUGAGGGAGAGGCUGGAGAAGCGAGCAGAACAAGGCCGACCUGACAACAACCCCAAGGCUAUCCACCGGCGCCUCGCCACCUUCAAGCAGAAUGCCAUCCCGCUGGUCCAAUACUACCAAGAGAAAGGUCUCAUUGUGACGUUGGAUGGAGACAGGGAGGAAGAGGAGGUGUUUGCAGAUAUCAAGACGACCGUCGAUGGGAAGAUCGCCCCGGGCAAACAUCCUGAGGCAGGUGUCAGUGCGUCUCCCCUCCCUCCAGCAGCGGAAGCCAGCGUGGACGCCGAGGCAAAGCCUCUGGAAGGUGGAGCUGGUGAAGAUCUCCUGUCAGAAAAAUUGAAGGCCACCAAAAUUAUCUUCGUGAUUGGGGGCCCCGGAUCAGGGAAAGGGAGCCAGUGCAUGAAAAUAAUGGAGAAAUACGGCUUCACGCACCUGUCCACAGGGAACCUGCUGCGGAAGGAGAUAACCAACGAGACGGAGCGAGGGAAAAGGAUCAAGAAGAUAAUGGUCGAAGGAGGCUUGGUUCCACUGGGAGUAACGCUGGAGAUUCUGAAGGAUGCCCUGUUGGAGAAUCUGCAAGAGACAAAAGGCUUCAUGAUUGAUGGUUAUCCCCGGACCUUGAAACAGGCUGAAACAUUUGAUCAAUCAUUCGCACCUCCCAGUAUCGUACUUCUCAUUGACUGCAGCCCUGAGGUCAUGAAGCAGCGCCUAAUAAACCGCGGACAAACGGGCGGACGCUUCGAUGACAACGAGGUGACCAUCAGCAAGCGUGUUCAGACCUACUUUGCUGACUCCGUUCCUGUUGUGAAACACUACGAAAACAAAGGACUGCUGCGGAAGAUUCAAGGGGAAGGAACAGAGGAGGACGUUUUCCAGAGCAUCACUGCCAUCAUCGAUGAAUUUUAGCUGCAGAAUCUCCGCGUCGGAAAAUCCCACAACAGCUGUCCGUGAAUCAGAUUCCCCGCAAUUGGCAUCAAGCAUUUGUGUUCAUGGCUGCUAAGGAGGAUUAACCGAGACCCCACCAAUAAAAAGCGAGUUAAAACUCCUGGAUAACUUUCACCCACAGCCCUUUAGAAACUAAUGUUCCAUUGCAGUGAUUUUGUGUGUAUACUUUCUUUACAAAAAGGAGGGAUGAAUACAGAUUUUUCUUUUGAAGCUAAGUACCAUAUAUAUAUAUAUAUAUAUGUAAGAAAACACAAGCCCAAUGUCCGUGUUAACUCUCCACAAGUUUGGGUCUGAUCUGGGAUCUCUUUCAUAAUUUGAACAAAGCUACUCUAAUGCAGGGCAACAUCUGUAACAGAAGGCAGAAGGCAUAGGAGCAAUCAGGGCUUAAUUUACUGUGUGGCACUAAACCAGCAAAGGGUCCCUAAUGUCCCCCUGUAACACACCCACACCCCUGUGCUGUCCAACCUCACAGACUGUUUUACCAGUGCUUUAUUUUGGACACUGUUAUACAUCGUCACGCUGUAAUUGGGGAUUAGACCACGUCACAGUGCUCUGGUGUGUUGGCCUGUGGAAGCAGCUGCAGAUUGGCUGCCAUCUCCUGACUGAGAUAAACACCAGAAAUUCCUGGGAAAGACACUCAGCAGGCCGGCCGGUGUCUGUGGAGAGAAACAACAGAUGCUUUGUCAGAACUGGGGAAGAGAGAGAUACGAGUUAGUAAGAAGGAAGGAGGGAGGAUGGAUCUGUGGAACAAAACAAGUUUAAUUCUACUCCCAAACAACAGGAA